AGGCCCUCGUAUUUUAGUAUUUCCUCCGCGAACAAAAGUUUUCGCUAGUACUCAUUCCCCGUUGUUUUUUUUUCUCGAAAUUUCCACUGCGCCUCUCAGUGUUCACGUCCCCGAUAUUGGGUUCUCUUUGUGUAGAAGCUGCUACCUCAGUUUUGAUUGUGACGGGUUUGUAUUAAUUUUCGUUGUGACGUGAAGGAAUAAGCGCGACGCCGUCUUCGCAAAAGAACGAAAACGCGCGACAUAAUUUGUAACGCACCUUGAACUUCUACUUCAGACUGAUAGAUACAAAUACUCCAUCUAGUACAAGAAAAGUAUCCGCUGCUAUCACUUGAAAAGAAAAUAAACUGACUGAAACGCCACAAUCAACAUUGCUCUGGAUCAAUCGAUAGCUGUGUCUCAGAAGUGCAGAAGUGCAGAGGUAUAAAGAAACAGCAUUCAAUUAGAACGACCUCUGUAUCGAUUUUGACUUUGUAGUGUCUUUGUCUGCGAACAAAGAUACCAACAAAUUAACAAGCUGCAUCGAGGGCAACUACAAGUCCGAUUGCAGCAAGCGGCCAGAGAAGUUUAUUGUCUUACCCGCGACGGACCGGCGCUUUGCGGUCUAGUCCACAGCGCGCGUGCCAGUCACGCGACGUCAAGCAGGGAAAACAUCUGCGUAAUCUACUUGCUAGGAACCCGAACUUCUACUACACCAGGCGGAGGAAAUAGUACGGCGCAAUAGCAGGAGCUUCUUCUGUCAAGCAGGGAGCAGCACUACGAAGUAGUAUUAAAUCCAGCGAUAGAAGAAGUACCAUAAAAUGGGAGAGCGAAUGCAGCAAAACCGGGUCUUUGUGACCAAAAUUCCGCAUGAGCUCAAGGAAGACGACAUCCGAGGCUACUUCGAGGGCUUCGGCAAGGUAUGCGAUUUCUACAUGCCAAAACAGCGGGACGGCGAAGUCGAGAAACACAAAGGUUUGUUUGGUUUUUGAGUAUAAACAAAUAUUUGCCGAAAUCUAAUAUCAGAAGUUUAUUCGUCAAAAGAAGAGAGAUCCCCGAAAGAAAAAAGAGAGAUCCGCCUGUGGUUCCAAAGUUCGAUUCAUCUUCUGGUUUUGUCUCUCUUGUGAGGAGACGAGUUCUCUUAUUUCGAUCUAGAAAUUACUAUUCCUAAACACGACGUCCAACUCGCCGCACAACUGUUGUUUUUUGCGAAAGAUGAAAAACGGGCUCGUGUGAAUUUUUUUCUCUCCGCACGGAAAUUCAAACUUCUCGUGCAAUUUACAAUGAUGCAAGAUCUGAUCCUCCACGAUUUUCGAUUUGGAUUGUGUUUUUCGACAAUGCUAUGAGAUGAAGAAGAGUCUUAGCGAUAAGAAAUGCGAAUGAGUAGGGUCGUGAAAAAGAACAAAUGCAGUUUUAUAAUUCCCGCGAGCUAGUAGCACGUGAGUCGCAGUUAUGGAGUAGCCAGGAAAAUCUGUACCAAGCGAAAGCAGCGAAGAGGUGCGUGUGACUUGUGAAGCAGCGAGCAGGGGAGAUGCACUACGAGACCGAGAUUCUAUAUUCUGAAAGCGACAAAGUACGAGAACAGAAGCGAGAGCAGCUCUCUGUGCUUUUCGUUCCGUUUUGCUUCUCGUGUUGGAGGUGAUCGGCGGUAUCGCAGACCACGGGGAGAUUAUAACAGAGUACACCACUGCUGUGAGCGACAGCAGCCUGGUUUUGGUCUGGUCAUAAUUCGAGGCUGUGGCUCUUAUGUGAAAACAAGAGAACAAUCACAGCGCGAGGGUCAUCUGCGUCAGAACCCCGCGGGCACCGUCGAGAAGCGAAGCGAAAAGUCGGGGGAAAUAAGCUACGAGUGGAAAAAGGUUCAUACCGGCACUGCGAGGAACACCGUAUGGGUAGUUGUACUUAGAUGCACUUACACCUUAUCGGAGAAAGAGUCAGAGCCAGAGCUGGAGAGUUGGCUUGAAUCUCGCUGGACACAGGAUCAAUCUGAAACUGAUUGUGGCAGCGGCCGAGGUCGUGGCUGAGCCUUUUCGAUCGCAAGAUCUUGUGGUGGUUCCAGCUUCUGCUGGACGAGAAGCAGGGUGCGGUUGUGCGCUCUCGUCCUCCGAGAGCAGACCACGUUUGUGCGAAGAUGUAUGGUCGUGAUGCUGGUGGGUCUCCUAGUGACUUGCUGUUGUGAGACAUACAAACAAGUCUUUGCAAAUCAUAAAAUAUCAAAGUAGUGGUCAAGAAGAACACAGCGGCAGGGACCUCUACUUACAUGUUACGAGCAGCAUUCAUCGGCAUGACCAAUUGCAGAGUGAUUUGAGAAGCGUUCUCGUUUUUACAAGAACCGGACAGAUUUUGAAGCACCUACUUGCAAAAGAAGACCAAGGUCGUUAUCGUGCCUUUCCUUCAGUAGUAAAAGAGCGCAUCAACAUCAUCUUCCGCUCGAUUCCUUCUCGUUUUCCCAAAAGUCUCUUGCUUUGCGUUGGAAACCAGUUGUGUCUGGCGGCAAGGGAAGAUGCCAGACGCGAGGGUCGUGAGACGCGAAAGCACAUCAACUAGGCGCAACGUCCACCUCGCGAUGCACGGUGCUGCGAGUGGCAAGCGGCCGGCGCGCCGGCUCUCUGGCGUGAAGGGCAACAGCCAGCCACUGCUCAGGACCACAUUCAUGUCGAAACGAGGGGAUGUUGAAACAAAACGGUUCCGCAGUUCUUUUCCGAAUGAAGCAUCAAGAAAAGUGGGCCAUCACCGUGAGGGUCGUCGUCCGCAGGCGGUGGUCACCAGCAGCUGCUUCACAAGUCACACACACGUCACGCGGCUGGAAAUGCGACCUUCUUCGCUUCGUUUGCGCAUUAUACUGGUUCGCAAGCGCGGAGGAACUGCAGUAAUGGAGAUUCGGUUUGAAAAAUUCUAUCCCUACUAACCUUAUUUCCAGGUAUGGCCUUUCUCUCCUUCGAAGAGCCGGUCGACAAGGAACUGAUACUGCAGAACGCACCACACCAAAUAAUGGGCUACGACAUAGUAGUCGACGACGCAAAGCCAUUACGACAAGGCGGCGGCAGCAGCUCAGCGAGUGCAAUGGACCACUAUGGCGGUGGCUAUGGCGGCGGCUGGUGGGGAAGCAUGUGUACUGACUAUUUGACUUUCAUUUUUACACUGUGUGACGAGGCUGGUUUUUUAUUUUUCGUGAUGUGUACAAAGACAAACAGAAACAAAGUUAAAGUAUCGGAGGAUCAUAGAGAGCUGGUUUUUGGUCUUUUUGUCACGCUGCUCGUGUACAUUAGGCAAACAAAACGACAAAACAGAUGAUGACUGGAUGAUGAAGGGCUGGGGAGGCGGUAAAGGUGGCGGAGGCGGACAAGGCAGCUACACCUCGUCAAAUCACCACAACGAGGACGGAAACAGGGUAUGAUAUUGGUCUGUUUGAACUUAUUGUGUUGCAUAGCACGCCGGUGCAGUUGCUUUGGGACACUGCAUGUGCUUGUGCACUAUGAAUAGGUGGAUGCAUGAAAUAUCAUAUCGAUUAUCAGGUAUUUGUCACGAGAAUUUCAGAGGACCUCACAAAAGAAGACCUGGAAGCCUACUUCUGCCAGUUCGGAGAGCUCACCGACAUAUUUGUGCCACUAAAAAACCCAAACUCCGAGCAGAAGGAUUCAUCACACAAAGGUACUACACUUCAGUUUCUUUUGACCAAUUUUUGGGUAGUUUGAGUUUCAUUUUCUGCAUCAGAGCCUGGUCCGACAUUGAUAUCAGAUCUUUUCGUUUCAACAAUUGUUGCAGAAGAUUCAGUGUGAAAACAAGCGAAAUUCGAAGCAGACCAUCUCCAUCAUGAACACGCGUACAAACUAAUAAACCCAGGUAUCGCCUUCGUCUCUUUCAAGGAUAAGGACACCUACGAGGAGGUAUUAUCCCGUGACAAGUACGAGAUAAAGCCAAACGUUUUCAUCGUUGUUGACAAAGCCGCAGGGAAGGAACCAAGAUCAAAGGGUGCAAUGAAGGGGGCGGGCAAAGCGCACUGGGCCGCCAUGAUGAAGGGCAAGUAUGGCGGAAAAGGCAUGGGCAAGUGGGGCGACUAUUACGGUAUACUUGUUGAUUACAGGACUUUUCAACAAGAAAAGCAUGCGGAUUUCGGAUUUUGGAAUAGCAUGUAGUUGUCAUUCGACGUCCGGAACUUGAUUUUUUUUUGAAAUGCGCGAUGUAUUCAAUCGGAAUUUGACUUUCUCAAGCAGAAUUUGUAAAAGAAAAAUCCAAAAUCAGACGACUGGGACUGGUGGUGGGGUCCGCCGAUGCCGAUGCCCCGAGGCAAGGGAGGCCCAAUGAUGGACCGCUGGGGACCAUACUAGCCGUAUACUCAUCGUGCUAGACUAUUACAAACAGCGAAAAAAUUAAAAGUGCGGUUUUUGCAACAGCAUCACAAAUACCUUUUCUUCCCCCAAUAAAAACACAAAGAUUGUUCCCCCCCUUGAUGUUGAUUUUUCUCUUUUUUCACUUUUUGAAACGGAAACUGUCAUAGUUGAAAUUGAAUAUGUAGGAGUCAGUGUGUUUGGUGGUAGCAGCACACGAUUUUCAAUUUUGGUCACAGGAGUAAGAUCGAAAUUGAAGAGUUUGAGCAACUGUCGACAAUACAGUCCCUCCUCUAGAGAAUCAGAACUACACGAUGGAUUCUUGCUAACGGAGAGUUUGUGCUAGGUUGUUACUCCUAUGUUACCCUUCUCAUUUUCAAACAACAGAUUAACAAGGAUUUCACUGGCUUUGACUUUUUUGUCUCAGAACUCUUCAGUACCUCGGACGGGAAAAAAAAUUUGGCUGGUGAAGAAAGAGACGCCUUUGUGACGCGAUUGCGUCUACUUUGCAAAGGAUAUUUCGGGCAAAGAAAGCAAGAGAUAUUUUCUUAAAGAUUGCACCAGACGAGAAACUGAAAAGUCGACGCGCAGUGCCGGAGUACUGAUCGUAUCGGUUCCUUUAUCUGCGCUGUUCUUUUGGUUUUACCUGCGC
Molecule: messenger RNA, 4956 nt
Organism: Amoebophrya sp. A120
Lineage: Eukaryota; Dinophyceae; Syndiniales; Amoebophryaceae
Source: the annotation of a GenBank genome assembly